GAAGUGCCACCGUGUGAUGAUGACAUGGUGUCGCUACUCUCUACGCCGACAUUACAAUAUCCGAGAUCUUUUUAUUUUGAUCCAAUCGAACGUGAAUGCCAAUCCGGUAGUGCAACAACCGCAACAACUGGAAAAAUGAAGAUGGCGGACGGACCUACGAUUAUCAGAAGGAACAGGCCCGGAACUGCGGCAAAGGACUUCUGUAGGUGGCCUGAUGAACCUUUCGAGGAAAUGGACAGCACACUGGCUGUGCAGCAAUACAUACAACAGAUGAUUAGGAAAGAUCCAUCUAAUGUUGACUUGAUAUUGAAGAUGCCAGAGGCACAAGACGAGGCAGUGUGGAAGUACGAGCAUUUAAGACAGUUUUGUAUGGAACUGAAUGGUUUAACAGUAAGACUGCAAGCAGAGUGUCACCCAGAUACUUGUACUCAAAUGACAGCAACUGAGCAAUGGAUAUUUUUGUGUGCCGCUCACAAAACACCGAAAGAAUGUCCAGCUAUUGAUUAUACGAGACACACACUUGAUGGGGCAGCAUGUUUACUUAAUAGCAACAAAUACUUUCCUAGCAGAGUAAGUAUUAAAGAAUCGUCAGUAGCUAAACUUGGAUCUGUUAGUCGACGAGUAUACAGAAUUUUUUCUCAUGCGUACUAUCAUCAUAGAACAAUAUUUGAUGAAUUUGAGAACGAGACUUUUUUAUGCCACAGGUUUACAGCAUUUGUGAUAAAAUAUAGUUUAAUGUCAAAAGAGAAUUUGAUAGUACCAAUUAUGGAAGAAGAUGGAACAACAGAAAGCGAAGCCUAGGAGUUGAACAUUUAUCUAUAUUGCCCGAAAUCAGUUUCUCAGAUUUAAUAAGAAUACUAGUAAUUCCAAUGACACGCUGCUGAAAUUAUUCUUGUGGUGUCCUUGCUACAAGAAUACGGAAAAUGUUUUGGUAAUUUGUUCAAGAGCAUAUUACAAGAAUUUCUUGUUAUUGACCGGAUUAAAAAUAAAACUGAUGCUAGUAUAAGUUUUUCAUUCCGAGAUUUAUUGUACAAAGCAAAUUUUCAUGUUUAAACAAAAUAUUUAUCAUUUAAAAGGUAUAACGAUGCAUUAAAUUUAAACAAUUUA
Messenger RNA from Ceratina calcarata, 1107 nucleotides. It is a transcript of the gene Mob4, whose product is annotated as MOB kinase activator 4. The record is from RefSeq and is a predicted model, not a curated record. Bases 25 to 801 code for a protein of 258 amino acids. The transcript is spliced from 4 exons. Lineage: Eukaryota; Metazoa; Arthropoda; Insecta; Hymenoptera; Apidae.